This is a messenger RNA of Manihot esculenta (cassava), 3156 nucleotides long. Its product is annotated as beta-galactosidase. Gene Ontology annotation, cellular component: vacuole; cell wall. The record is from RefSeq and is a predicted model, not a curated record. Lineage: Eukaryota; Viridiplantae; Streptophyta; Magnoliopsida; Malpighiales; Euphorbiaceae. Gene Ontology annotation, biological process: carbohydrate metabolic process. The transcript is spliced from 18 exons. The coding region runs from base 168 to 2783 and encodes 871 amino acids. Gene Ontology annotation, molecular function: carbohydrate binding; beta-galactosidase activity.
ACUCUGUUUCUUUCUUUUUCUUUCUCAAAAGCACAACAAAUUUUCAAACUCUGUAUAGAAAAACCCAGUUCUCUAAUUCUCAUUCUUUAUAUUCAUCUCUAUACAAAGCAUUCAACUCAGUAUAGACCGUGUAAAAGGCCAUUGCUUUUGAGGAGGGCGUGGCGUCAAUGGUGAAUAUUUUAAAGAACAGCAUGUUAAUGUUUCUUCUGCUGUUGUUUGGUUCUUGGGUUUUUUCUUCUGUUACAGCUUCUGUAUCUUACGACCACAAAGCUAUUACGAUCAAUGGGCAGAGAAGGAUUCUUAUUUCUGGUUCGAUUCACUAUCCAAGGAGUACUCCUGAGAUGUGGCCGGACCUUAUACAGACGGCCAAAGAUGGAGGUUUGGAUGUCAUAGAAACCUAUGUUUUCUGGAAUGGGCAUGAACCUUCUCCUGGAAAUUAUUAUUUUGAGGAUAGAUAUAAUUUAGUCAAGUUCAUCAAGCUGAUACAACAAUCAGGACUGUAUGCUCAUCUUCGGAUAGGACCUUAUGUUUGUGCUGAGUGGAACUUCGGGGGAUUUCCUGUUUGGCUAAAAUAUGUUCCUGGUAUUGAAUUCAGAACCGACAAUGGCCCAUUUAAGGCUGCAAUGGAAAAGUUCACAGAAAAGAUUGUCAGCAUGAUGAAAUCAGAAAAGUUGUUUGAAACUCAGGGAGGCCCAAUAAUUCUUUCUCAGAUAGAAAAUGAGUAUGGACCAGUAGAAUGGGAAAUUGGCGCACCUGGUAAAGCUUAUACAAAAUGGGCAGCUGAAAUGGCUGUGGGUUUGGGCACUGGGGUCCCAUGGGUCAUGUGCAAGCAAGAAGAUGCCCCUGAUCCCAUUAUUAACACCUGCAAUGGAUUCUACUGUGAAAAUUUCAAACCAAACAAAGAUUACAAACCUAAAAUGUGGACAGAAAACUGGACUGGCUGGUACACAGAAUUUGGUGGUGCAGUUCCCCAUAGACCAGCAGAAGACUUAGCAUUUUCAGUUGCAAGGUUUAUACAGAAUGGUGGUUCAUUUGUAAACUAUUAUAUGUAUCAUGGAGGAACUAAUUUUGGCCGGACUUCUGGCGGUCUCUUCAUUGCUACUAGCUAUGAUUACGAUGCUCCUAUUGAUGAAUAUGGAUUACCAAGGAAUCCAAAGUGGGGACACUUGAGAGAUUUGCAUAAGGCCAUCAAGUUAUGUGAACCUGCUUUAGUUUCUGUAGAUCCCACAGUAACAUCUCUUGGGAGUAAUCAAGAGGCUCAUGUGUUCAAGUCAAAGUCAUCCUGUGCAGCCUUCUUGGCAAACUACGACACAAAGUAUUCUGUGAAAGUGACCUUUGGUAAUGGGCAAUAUGACCUGCCACCUUGGUCUAUCAGCAUUCUCCCUGACUGCAAAACUGCAGUUUUUAACACUGCAAGGGUUGGUGCUCAGAGCACACGAAUGAAGAUGACACCUGUUGGCGGAGCAUUUUCUUGGCAAUCAUACAUUGAAGAAGCUGGUUCUGCUUAUGCUGAUGAUACAACCACACUGGAUGGAUUGUGGGAGCAAAUAAAUAUCACGAGGGAUGCUACAGACUACUUGUGGUAUAUGACAGACGUCAAGAUAGAUCCCGAUGAAGGAUUUUUGAAAAGUGGAGAGGAUCCUCUCCUCACUAUUUUUUCAGCUGGGCAUUCUUUGCAAGUUUUCAUCAAUGGUGAACUAUCAGGUGAACUGAAAGUGAAAAGAGUAUUGCUAGUUAACAAGUUUCAAUGUCACUUUCGAUGUUCUGUCGUACUAACUUGUCAGUUUAUUCUUAUUGCAGGAACUGUAUAUGGUACCUUAAACAAUCCUAAGUUAACAUUUAGCCAGAAUGUAAAGUUGACAGCUGGGAUUAACAAGAUUUAUUUGUUAAGUGCUGCUGUGGGUCUACCGAACGUUGGCUUGCACUUCGAAAAAUGGAAUGCUGGAGUUCUAGGCCCAGUCACAUUGAAGGGUUUGAAUGAGGGGACAAGGGACUUAUCAGAGUGGAAAUGGUCUUACAAGAUUGGGCUGGAAGGUGAAGCAUUAAACCUUCAUACUGUUACUGGAAGUUCAUCUGUUGAAUGGACGGAAGGAACUCAAUUGGCUAAAACACGACCACUAACAUGGUACAAGACGACUUUUGAUGCACCAGAAGGCAAUGACCCCUUAGCUUUAGAUAUGAGUACUAUGGGAAAAGGUCAGAUAUGGAUAAAUGGUCGAAGUAUAGGACGCCACUGGCCUGGAUAUAUAGCUCGUGGUAGUUGUGGCGACUGUAACUACGCUGGAACUUUUGAUGAUAAGAAAUGCAGAAGUAAUUGUGGAGAGCCUUCCCAAAGAUGGUACCACAUUCCGCGCUCGUGGCUGAACCCAAGUGAGAAUCUAUUAGUUGUGUUUGAAGAAUGGGGUGGUGAUCCGAGUGGGAUUUCAUUGGUCAAAAGAAGUGCACGAAGUGUUUGUGCCGAUAUAUUUGAAGGACAGCCAGCAUUGAAGAACUGGCAGAUGAUAGCAUUGGGAAAAAUUGAUCACCCCCAAGCCAAAGCCCAUUUGUCGUGUCCGCAAGGGCAGAAGAUCUAUCACAUUAAGUUUGCCAGCUAUGGAUUGCCCCAGGGGACCUGUGGAAGUUUCCAACAAGGUAGCUGUCAUGCCCACAGGUCAUAUGAUGCUUUUGAAAAGACGUGUGUUGGAAAGCAAUCUUGUUCAGUAACUGUGACUUCAGAAGUUUUUGGAGGAGAUCCCUGUCCUGACAGUGGAAAAAAGCUUUCAGUUGAGGCUGUCUGCAGCUGAAUCCUCAAAGAAAUGUAUCUAACCGAAUAAACGAAAUCCCAUUCAGUGCAUAAACAAUUGAUACACACAGCAUUUACAGGAUUUGAAGCUUAUGCAUUUCAAACUGCCAAGGACAUGGAAUUGGCUGCCACAGACAGAAGCAUAAGUUGCCUCAUCUCAUGUACAUAGACAAGCCAUUAUUUGUCAAAAACAGCUGCAUACAUCAUUUCUUAGUCUUAUUACAAUAAGCUAAGAUUUUAGUCCUUAGAUACUGAUGUUUGAUUCUUGUAAUGUAAGCAUUUUGGUUGGUGGGGUUUCAACUUUGUAAAGCAUUUCUGGUGCUUUUCCUUUGUAAGAAUAAAAUGAAAGAGAAUAAUGCAUUUUUAUUAUACCA